Molecule: messenger RNA, 1164 nt
Organism: Salvelinus namaycush (lake trout)
Lineage: Eukaryota; Metazoa; Chordata; Actinopteri; Salmoniformes; Salmonidae
Product: coxsackievirus and adenovirus receptor homolog
Exons: 7
Coding region: 1-1164 (387 amino acids)
Source: RefSeq, a predicted model, not a curated record
AUGCAGGAGCGGAACAAGUGGAACAAAACUAAGAGAAACUUCAGUCCUGGUGACCUUAUGGUCAUCGUCGAUGACACCGCGCCAAUGAACUCUUGGCUAAUGGGGCGUGUGGUGGAGGCUUUGCCAGGGGCCAAAGAUGUCAUAGAGGGUAUUAAGAUAACAUCCACAGGGCCUCAGACCAUUCAGAAAGCCCAGGGGGAGACAGUCAUGCUGGGGUGCACCUUCAUCUUUGACCCCUCUGACAUAGGAGAACUGGACAUUGAGUGGUUGCACGUCCGUCCAGACAUGACCCAGAAAGACCAGCUGAUCUUAUCUUAUUCAGGAGGGAAAAAAUUGCAUUAUGGGGACCCCAGCUUGUCUACCAGGAUGGACUUCACAGGAGACCCCGCACUGGGAGACGCAUCCAUCUCCAUCUCUGCAGUGAAGGACUCAGACACAGCCACCUACCAGUGCAAAGUCAAGAAAGUGCCGGGUGUCGACAUGCGAAAAGUCACUCUGGCAGUGAAGGUCCCUCCAUCAAUGCCUAAGUGCUGGGUUGAAGGUGGCGAGGAGAAGGGGAGCGAUGUCUCCCUCCAAUGCAAAUCCUCCGUGGGAUCCAUCCCCGUCAACUAUGUCUGGACCAGAGAGAGUGGAGGGGCCAUCCCGCCCACAGCAACACAAAACUCUCAGACUGGAGAGCUGAUGAUAAGAAAUCACUCAGAGAGCUACAUGGGAAACUAUCUUUGUGUGGUGUCGAAUCCUGUUGGCAAAGCGCAGUGUAAAUAUACCCUGAACGCAUACAACCCUUCCAACAAGGCAGGGACCAUAGUGGGUGCUGUAAUUGGUGGCCUGCUACUGUUGCUCCUCCUCCUGCUUCUCAUCUGGCUUCUGGUCUGCUGCUGCCACAAGCGUCGCUAUGAGAAGGAGGUUGCCCAUGAAAUCAGGGAGGAUGCCCCAGCCCCAGAGAGUCGCCCCGCCAGCAGGAACUCCAGCUUCCGCUCGGUCCUAGGCUGCCGCUCCCACCCCGGGGUGGUCUACAGCUCCGUAAGAAAGGGCCAGCCCAAGAGGACAGAAUCAGGCCACAGCAGCAUCUACACAGACAGGAGCAAAGGCACGCCCGCACCCAGUGGGCAGCAGGCCCCUCCUCUGUUGAAAUAUGACAGCAGUUAUGGCUACCCUGUGUAA